Ceutorhynchus assimilis (cabbage seed weevil) is the source of this 2300-nucleotide messenger RNA. The record is from the annotation of a GenBank genome assembly. Lineage: Eukaryota; Metazoa; Arthropoda; Insecta; Coleoptera; Curculionidae.
UGCGAGACGACAGUUGAUAGUUUUUCGCCUUCGCAUUUAUCCAGUUCCAUGUUUGUAGGUCCCGUCCCAUACAAGAAAAUUUGUUAUUUAAAAAUUUAAACAAGACAAAAUUGAAAAGCCGGCAUCAUGUCGGAAGGCGACCAUAUCCACUUGAUCCCCAGCCCUUUGAUUACAAGAAGAACUCGAACAGCAUCCACCUGUGAAAAAAUAAUAAAAUCGAAGACCUUCUAUGGCACGAUAAAGUUGUUUUGCAGAGAAAAAGGUCAUGGUUUUAUUGUACCAGAGGAUGGCGGCGUAGACAUAUUUGUCCACAUCUCCGACAUCGAAGAUGAAUACAUCCCAAUUCCUGGUGACAGAGUAAAAUACCAAUUAUGUCCAGUGCCUCCUAAGUUAGAGAAAUUCCAAGCUGUCCAUGUCCAUAUUGUUGAUCUUAAACUGGGGCUACACAAAAAAUGGGAACAACCUUAUUGAGUAAUUUCCUAAUUAAGUUCAGCAAGCCAAAAUACACUCCUUUGAAAAUCUUACUUGUAUCUCAUACUUUUAUUUUCCAUUGUAAUAUAUCGGGUCUUCAAAAAAAAAACCAAUCGAAGAUUGCUUUGAUUCCGAAAAUGUACGUCGAAUUAUUGUUUGUUUAUUGGUCAGGAUUUUUGACAUGACAUUUUGACAUUAAAGUUCAUUGACAAAAUUGAAGGAGAAUAUUGCUAAGACAUACGUUUAAAACCAUAGCAAUCUUUGAUUGGUUUUUUUUUUGAAGACCCGAUAUCACAAUAGCCAACACCUCAUGUAAAAAAGUGUAUUUUGGACCCUUCUUGAUUAAGAGAAUUUACUUUUAUUGUUUCAGAUUUUAAAAAAAAAUAGUAUUGUUAGUUGAAUUAGUAUAGUGUGCAUAAGGCAGUCUGGACUAUUUAUUACAGGUAGUUUCUUUGUCAACAGGCUCUAUAUCUGUCUUUGCUAAAAGUAGGAUAGUUUAAUGUAGAAGAAAAAAUACAGUGAGAAAUGUCAGUAUGAAGAUGUUAGAAUUGUUCUUAUGAUGCCAUAAGUAAUAUUUUUUUGAGUUGCAUUUAUUUUCAAUUGUGGAUUUUUUGCCCAUUGUAUAUUUCUUGUAUUUUUAUUAUUGUAAAAAAAAAGUUUGUAUGUUUAUAUAGAAAGGAAAUGUCUUUAAAUUUUACUCUUUGAAUUUCAAAUCAUGGAUAUUCUGCCAUAAUGCAGAUUGCUAUAAUCAAAAUUAGGUGUAUUAAAUUGAAAAAAUAAACUUCUAUUCAACGUUUCAACAACUACAGUAAAACAAGAGAACAUCAUUAAUGAUAUGUAAGGGAAAGUAAUAAAAAAGCAUUUUUAAAAAUAAUGUAUAUUAUUUAAAAAAAGUUACAUAAGAAUGUGUAAAAUGGACGGAAUACAACAUUAAAAAUAAGCAAAUUGUUUUGUCAUGUGCGUGAAUCAUUAAAAAAUAUAAUUACUAAAAUCUUAACAUGCAAAGCUGCCUAAAAAAUUAAAAGAUACAUUUUUUUACCCAUAAGGCACCCAUUUUCAUCAAAGAUAAUGAGAUUACUAAAUUUGUUGUUCAUAAGCUCCAUGACGCCAGUUUUCAUUUUCUGGCAAAGUAGUGUGCCUGAGUUUGCACCACUUGGGUCCCCAUUUCAACAUGGCCAUAAUGGUCCCCACUACAAAAACCAAUGUGACAAAGGCUGUCAUUGGCCAAUACACGUGGAACAUUUUGUUUGCUUAAAUUUCACUCUCUCUUUUAGUUGUCAAUUCUAAAAACUCUGAAGCUUCUGGAUGUUCCUCUUCGUGGGGAUGAUGGUAGACUAUUUGGUUUUGUGAGGAUAUUUCUUGAAGUUCUGUUGAGUAAUCGAGAGCUGGUUGUUUGUGAGGAGUUGCAGUCCACAGAGAGAUUAUCCAACGAUUUCCUACAUGAAAGAUAAUGAAUUCAAAUCCAGAGUAUUAUUAUUAAUUAAAAAUAAUAAAACAUACCAGUAUGCCUAUCUUUCCAAUACUCAGAAUAGUUAGAGCAACACCCAAGAAAUAUAUUCAAAAUAAACAAAGACAAUCCAAUAAUAGUACAGAUUGUAAUGGCAACGUAAAAGUGGGAAAAAUCCCCAACGUUUUCGUGUUUUGGAAUAUAUUCGCUAAGGUCAGCCUGUGGAUACUGUGGGGGCUGAUUGUAUUGAUUUUGGUAAAAAUUGUCAUACGUUGAAGGAGGUCCUGGCUGGAAUUGACCUUGCUGGUUAAAUUGGUUUGGAUACGGGUUGUAACCUGAAGACAUUUCAAUUGCGGCUGGGCAUAGAAAAAAAACUGAAAAU